Messenger RNA from Pyrenophora tritici-repentis Pt-1C-BFP, 1539 nucleotides. The record is from RefSeq and is a predicted model, not a curated record. NCBI's taxonomy places the organism in Eukaryota, Fungi, Ascomycota, Dothideomycetes, Pleosporales, Pleosporaceae.
AUGAACAUCGACCAACUAAUUACCAUCAUCAAACAACACCAAAUCGACGCUGUCCACCCCGGCUACGGCUUUCUCUCCGAAUCCGCCGUCUUCAGCAAAAGAGUAUGGGAAGAAGCCGGGGCCAUUGUCGUAGGACCUGGAUGGGGUAUCCUGAGUAGCACGGGUGAUAAACUGAAAGCCAGACAACUCGCUGAAGAAUGCAAUAUCCCCCUCACCCCCGCCCUCGCCCACCCCACCACCGACCUCCCCACCAUCGCCGCCUUCGCCACACGCGUCGGUUACCCCAUUAUGCUCAAAGCCGUCGACGGUGGUGGCGGCCGAGGAAUCCGUCUCGUACACUCACCCACGCAGCUCGCCGCCUCCCUCCCCCGCGCCAUUGAAGAGAGCCCCUCGAAAAGCGUUUUCGCUGAAAAAGCAGCAGUUGGCGGCUUCCGCCAUAUCGAAAUCCAAAUCAUUGGGGAUGGCACUGGGAAUGUGACGCACCUGUGGGAGCGCGAAUGUAGUAUCCAGCGGGGCUACGCUGUCGACAUGCGGACUCCCAUCUUCAAUCCUGGAUCCGGAGGUUCCUCCAUCGCUGCAUUCGAUCCAGUUGCGUAUCCACGGCCCGAGGAACGUACAGAGCGGAUUGGUCGCUGUCUAUUGGAAAGAUUACGGCAUUCAGGUUUCCCAGGUGGAAAUGGGGUGAGGGUUGAUACGCAUCUUGCGGGGCGGGGAGGCCCGGCUGUUGUGUCUGCGGAUUUCGAUAGUUUGCUGGCUAAGGUUGUUGUGACGGCUUCGUCGUGGGGGGAUGUGGUGAGGAAGACGAUGAGGGCGUUGGACGAUACGCACAUUACUGGUGUGAAGACUAACAUCAGUAUUUUGAAGGCUGUGGUUGCGCAUCCAGAUUUCUUGAAUGGAGAGUGCGAUACGCAGUGGCUAGAGAGUAGACAAGAAGAGUUGCUGGGGAAAAGUCAGGGGUUCGAGGUAUCUCAUUCUAAUGGUCUUGAGGAAGAUGGAAAGACCUCAACGCAGAUGUCUGUUGGUGCGGCGACAAAUACGCUGUUCAGAAAAGGCGAUGCUUGGUCACUGACACUCUCUCCGCCGAGUUUGAAAGAAGCAGAUCAACCGCCUCCGCACCAUCUCGAGAUAACGCGUAUACACCGCAACGACUUCCCCACUUCGCUGGCCGCAGAUGUCGUAUUCACCACACCCUCCACAGCAACUACAAAGCCUCAAUCAACAUCCUACACCAUGGCCCUCGCUUCAACAACUUCUAGUGCUUCAGCCACAAUGUCACAACACAGACGCGGCAAUCCAUACGAUCCAUCGCACAUCAGUAUCCCCUUUCCGGGAAAACUAGUUGAGGUGCUAGUUGACGAGGGAGAUGUAGUAAAAGAGGGCGACGUAAUCUGCGUAGUACAGCAAAUGAAGAUGGAACUCGAAGUACGAAGCACAAGAAGCGGCCUCGUAACCUGGGUCACAGACGCAGAAGACGGUUCCAAUAUCAACGAAGGCACACUAGCAGCCAUUAUAGAAAACGAAAAGGGCGCUCGACUCUAG